AGUAGGCGGCGGCGGCAGCAGCAGCAGAGGAGAAAAGAAAAGGCCUUCCAACUCCGGAAGCCCGCGGACCAGCCACGACGCACCCUCCCCAUCCCGACCCCGGGACGCUUCCCUCCAAAUUCCAAAAAGCACACGCGCGCGGCGCCAUGGCGGAGCGCCUCGCCGCCUCCCUCCUCCCCGGCGCCUCCCCCUCCCCGUCCGCCCGCCGCGCCACGGUCGCGGCGGCGGCCGCCGCCGCGUCCUUCCCUUCCUCGUGCCCCGCCCGCGCGGGGCUGCGCCUCGUCUCUUCCCGCCGCUCGGCCCGCUUCCCCAAGGCGGCCGGGCGCCGCGGCGGCGGCGCGCUGCGGGUGGUCCGGUGCAUGGCGGCGUCGGACGUGGCGCAGCUCAAGAGCGCGCGGGAGGACAUCAGGGAGCUCCUCAAGACCACGUACUGCCACCCGAUCAUGGUCCGUCUGGGGUGGCAUGAUUCUGGUACGUAUGACAAGAAUAUUGAGGAGUGGCCCAAGCGAGGUGGAGCUGAUGGAAGCUUAAGAUUUAAACCUGAGUUGAAUCAUGGAGCCAACGCUGGUCUGAUUAAUGCUUUGAAGCUUAUCCAACCUAUCAAGGACAAAUACCCGGGUAUCACUUACGCAGAUUUGUUCCAGUUGGCGAGUGCUACUGCAAUUGAGGAAGCUGGUGGCCCAAAAAUUCCAAUGAAAUAUGGACGGGUUGAUGUCACAGCACCUGAGCAGUGUCCACCUGAGGGGAGGCUUCCUGAUGCUAGCCCACGUGAUCCUGCGGAGCACCUUAGGGAGGUAUUCUAUAGAAUGGGCCUUGAUGACAAGGAAAUCGUUGCAUUGUCUGGAGCACAUACACUUGGAAGAGCAAGGCCUGACCGGAGUGGCUGGGGAAAGCCAGAAACAAAAUAUACUAAGGAUGGGCCUGGUGAACCUGGAGGGCAAUCAUGGACAGUUGAAUGGUUGAAGUUUGAUAACAGUUACUUCAAGGUGUGCUUCUUCUUUUUUUGUCAUAUUUACAAAUCAAGUUAUUCACUAGAAUCCCUCAUGAUUUACUUUAAGCUGUUAACAACACUUCAGGACAUGGAGUUUCUGAGCAAGCUUCCAUGGAAAUGGCAGAAGGGCCAGGAUCUUCUAAUUUUGCCCACCGAUGCUGCAUUAUUUGAGGAUCCUUCUUUCAAGGUGUACGCAGCAAAAUAUGCAGAGGACCAGGAAGUCUUCUUUAAAGAUUACGCUGAAGCUCAUGCUAAACUGAGCAACCUUGGUGCAAAGUUUGAUCCUCCAGAGGGAUUCGCACUGGACGAUGACACGAGCGAUGAGCCAGCGGAGGAAAAAAAGGAAGAAGCUGCACCAACACCGGAACCGGAGCCAGAACCGGAACCGGAGCCAGAACCAGAACCGGAACCGGAACCGGAACCAGCAGCUGCAGCAGCACCGCCGCCGCCGCCACCGGCACCGGCACCGGCACCAGAACCAUUGCCAGAGCCAGCAGCAGCGCCGGCACCGGAACCAGUAGCAGCGGCGGUAGCAACAGCGACAGCGGACGAUAACAACGGCGCGGCGCCGCAGCCGAAACCCUUUUUCGCUGCGGAAUACUCCUACGCAAAGAGGGAGCUGUCGGACUCGAUGAAGCAGAAGAUCCGGGCGGAGUACGAGGGCUUCGGAGGCAGCCCGGACAAGCCCCUGCAGUCCAACUACUUCCUCAACAUCAUGAUCCUCAUCGCGGGGCUGGCGUUCCUGACGUCUCUGGUUGGCAACUGAGAACGUUGUGAUCCUGAUGAAGUUUACGAGUGUCCACAGCAAAUUCUGUGAACAUGUGGAACAUAGACACGGCGUGCUACCAUGUGACUAGCAUCAGAGCUACGUACACUGUUUAAACAGUUUUUUUUUUUGGCGAAUUUCGGAAGGAGAUGUAUAGCAAGUGUUCAAGAACCAGUAACAUGCAUAUAGCUUGGCCCA
Molecule: messenger RNA, 1955 nt
Organism: Panicum hallii
Lineage: Eukaryota; Viridiplantae; Streptophyta; Magnoliopsida; Poales; Poaceae
Product: probable L-ascorbate peroxidase 8, chloroplastic
Exons: 10
Coding region: 147-1757 (536 amino acids)
Biological process (GO): hydrogen peroxide catabolic process; response to reactive oxygen species; cellular response to oxidative stress
Molecular function (GO): heme binding; peroxidase activity
Source: RefSeq, a predicted model, not a curated record